UCGUUAAAGCUGCAGCUGCAGCUGCGGCAGAGAAGCGACGGCCCAAGAAAAAUACUUGAAACGUGAUUUUGGCUGAAGUAUCAAAAUCACCUUUAAUUUUCUUAACAUUUCAUAUUAGUACAAAAUGCUUUUAAGGAGUGCAUCGACGCCGAUACUUAACUCAUGGGUCCCACACUCGAAGGAACCAUCGCCGGAGCACGAGGUUUUUUACCAGAUUUCCCGAACCCGAACCAUUUCGUUCACAGUUUCGUGCUCGAGCUCGAUUUCUGUGGGGUCGAGCGACGAUUCGAGUCGGAGGAUGACGAGGGCUGUGUCGGAGACAGAUCUGAGGGACUUGGUGAUCCCCAAGAUGAAAACCGUUGAGAAAAAUACCGGGAUCUUGAAUGGAAUCUGUGUGGAUGAAGAAGAAGAGGAGGUGGAGAAAGAAGAAGCUGUAUUUCAGUGGUGGAGAACUGCUUCGCUUGGAGUGGAGGAAGUGUGUGGGGUAGGCGGUGGUGGGGGAAUGAUCUGCGGUGGUGGAAGAGGCGGUGGUGGUGGUGGUUCCGACGGUGGCGAUAAUGAAUGGGGCUUUUGGGAUUGGAAUAAAGGACAUGAUAGUACUGAAUUGUAUUAUCAGAAAAUGAUCGAGGCUAAUCCUGGAAAUUCACUUCUCCUUAGCAAUUACGCUAAAUUCUUAAAAGAGGUUCAAGGGGAUUUCGUGAGAGCUGAGGAAUAUUGUGGGAAGGCAAUCAUGGCAAAUCCAAAUGACGGGAAUGUUCUGUCUAUGUACGCUGAUUUAAUCUGGCAAACUCACAAAGAUGGCCCGAGAGCUGAAACUUACUUUGAACAAGCUGUUAAAGCUGCCUCUGAUGACUGUUUUGUGUUGGCAUCAUAUGCACGAUUUCUUUGGGAUUCUGAAGAACAAGUUGGGGAAAUUUUGAGUAAAGCAUCAGAGCAAAGCUUUUUCCAUGCAGCUCCUCCAACGCCUCCUCCUUUGGCUGCUGCUUCUUAGGACUCUUACUGUGACAUAGCUUGUAUUUAGCUCUUCUGACUUUUGUUGAUAUACCCUUUUUUUUUUUUGGCCUUGUAGAAAAGAGUGAGAUUUGUAGUUAGUGAGACCUCUGUUUUACUUUUCUCUACGUUGGAGCCCUAUCUGGUAAAAGGGAAAAUAAGAUAUGGAAAUGAAUUUUUCAUUGGAAUCUUCGUCUCUCUCUCUUUUUAACCCAUCUAAUGAUUUGUUUAGUGAAAAAUUUCGGGUUAGAGAUGAUGUUGUUAAAGAAGAUAUUUGUUUUUUUUUUUUUUUAAAUCAAUUAAUACGCAUUUUUUGUGCUGUUCAUUACAAUAAGCAUGGAGGCUUCUGAAGGAAUUGAUUCCUAGUUGUUGAUCUUAUCAAGAUUGCUUAGUUCCUGUACCACCGAAAUUGAUUCCUA
Molecule: messenger RNA, 1409 nt
Organism: Durio zibethinus
Lineage: Eukaryota; Viridiplantae; Streptophyta; Magnoliopsida; Malvales; Malvaceae
Molecular function (GO): protein binding
Source: RefSeq, a predicted model, not a curated record